Molecule: messenger RNA, 674 nt
Organism: Magallana angulata
Lineage: Eukaryota; Metazoa; Mollusca; Bivalvia; Ostreida; Ostreidae
Exons: 9
Coding region: 1-594 (197 amino acids)
Source: RefSeq, a predicted model, not a curated record
AUGAAAGCUAUCCGAGAUAACAUGCUUAAAGAGAGAAAGGACAGACUACUAAAGGAUGUUUUCGUCCAAUUAGUGAGGAAAAUCAGAGCACGGAGAAAUCCCGAUGUGGCCAAAAGAAUCACGAUGAUGCUCCAAGAAAACCACGUCAAUCUGAUGCUGAUCCAAAAAGAGCUGAUGAUGAAAGUGAAAGAGAAAGAAGAAAGGUAUCGGGCAAAGAAAGAGAUUCAAGAGGAGUUGUUGACAAAAAUGAACGAAAAGAAAGUUUAUGAUCAGAUCAGACGACUGGGUUACACGGACCUUAUGACAUGUCAGUUAGAGAAACACGUCGAAGAUGGAGACUUCCUUCCCAGAGGUUUAUUUAUGUUUGGAGUUGACACUUUCAAAUGCACAUCAAAGCACCCAGGAAACGAGUUAAAUGUCAGGGAACAGGAAAGAAACAUCAAAUUGGACGAUGGAAGUCAAAGUCCAUCCCUACUGUUCACGUGUGCCACUGACGUCACCCGUGAGAGUGUCUUGACACCCAACAAUACGGUCAAAACAAGCCAAAGGCUGAGCUUUGCGAACCGCGUCAGACGGUUUUUCGGACUGAGAUAGAUUCAUUCAGCUUCUAAACUUAUACAAUAAUUAUUACUGACAAACUUCAUUUGGAGUACACCUGUCUUAAUUUUUUCUUU